Vicia faba (fava bean) is the source of this 942-nucleotide messenger RNA. NCBI's taxonomy places the organism in Eukaryota, Viridiplantae, Streptophyta, Magnoliopsida, Fabales, Fabaceae. The record is from the annotation of a GenBank genome assembly.
AUGUUGAUGUUUUACUCGCUGACGCCCAGACAGACCAGCUCAGUUAACUUGCUUAUGAUAUGCUCGAUGGUGGCUCGUUAUGCUCCCCCUAUAUCAUACAACUUCCUCAAUCUCAUUCGUCAGGGCCCUCUUUAUCUUAGUACCAUGUUUGCUAUGUCAUAUGGUAUUGGUUUUUCUUGCCUUUCUGCAACUCUUGUUCAUGUAUUGCUUUUCCAUGGAAGCGAUAUAUUGCAGCUGAGUAAGUCUGUGUUUCAAGGGAAGAAGAUAGAUAUACACACGAAGAUCAUGAGAAAAAAUUAUAAACAAGUUCCUGAAUGGUGGUUUUUAUGCAUUCUUUUGUUCAGCAUUAUGGCAGCUACAUUUGUGUGUGAGUAUUACAACGAUCAACUCCAGCUACCAUGGUGGGGUGUGAUGUUAGCAUGUGUUGUUGCUGUAUCGUUUACUCUUCCUGUUGGAAUAAUCAGAGCUACGACAAAUCAGGCACCUGCUUUGAAUGUGAUAACAGAGUACAUAAUUGGAUACAUCUACCCUGUUUAUCCUAUUGCAGUCAUGUUGUUUAAAGUGUAUGGGAACAUGAGUAUGAAACAGGCCAUUUUCUUUUUGCAAGAUUUUAAGCUUGGCCAUUACAUGAAGAUUCCUCCUAGAGCAAUGUUCUUGGCACAGGUACUGGACACAAUAAUAGCUGCAAUUGUGCAUCUAUUAACAGCAUGGUGGCUAAUAGAAACAGUUCCAAAUAUAUGCCAUAGGGAAUUGCUUCCACCAGGAAGCCCAUGGACUUGCCCAGGUGAUCAUGUAUUCUAUGAUGCAUCUGUCAUAUGGGGUUUGAUAGGGCCUCGCAGAAUAUUUGGAAAUCUAGGACACUACUCGGCCAUCAACUGGUUUUUUCUUGGCUGGUACUAUUGCUCCUUUAGUUGUUUGGCUAGCACACAAAGCCUUCCCUGA